AUGGCGAACCCUACCCAACAACAAAGAACUCGCCUCCAAGAAGGCAGCUCCUCGGGCACCGCUACGCCAACGUCCGGCUCGCAGACUCUCGUCGAGCCCCAAGCUUCUUCAUCCAACCCCUCAGCCACCCUCCGCCUUCGCGCCUCUCCCGAUCAAGCGAGCGCUCGACAUAUUCGCUGGUCUUCCGAUGUCAUUGACAACGAAGGCAUGGGCAAGAAGAGCAGCAAAGUAUGCUGCAUAUACCACAAACCGCACGAGCCCGGCGAAAGCGAUUCGGAAUCUAGCUCGAGCAGUGACGAUGACAGCAGUGACGAUGAGCCGGACCUGAGCCGUGCACAGAGAGGAGGAGGUGGAAGAGGCAGAAAGCAUGGCACGGGCGACAAGGGCGACGGUAAAGGGAAGGGUAAGGAGAGAAAGCCCAGCCCGAAUGCCUACGAACGACAGCCCAAGUACAAGAGCAAGAACGAUGGUUGA
Messenger RNA from Lecanosticta acicola, 474 nucleotides. Lineage: Eukaryota; Fungi; Ascomycota; Dothideomycetes; Mycosphaerellales; Mycosphaerellaceae. The record is from the annotation of a GenBank genome assembly.